UUUUUGUCGUGGCAUUGCUACAUUGUUUCGGCGUGGUUGCUACAUAGGAGCGUGACACGCUGCAAAUCAAUCCCGGCCCUCAGACAGACCACGCAUGGCUAGUACUUCACUUCUGCGGCUGCUCCCUCUUCUGCUCUUCCUGCUUCCCCGUCCCUUCCGGGAGUACUACCUCUCCGGAAGCCACCAGCCGAAGGAUGUCGGCGUCGGCGAGCUCCACCCGAUCGUCGUGGUGCCCGGGGUGAGCUGCAGCGACCUGGAGGCGCGGCUCACCGAGACGUAUCGGCCGUCGGUGCCGCGCUGUGGCGCGAUGAAGGGGAAGGGAUGGUUUGGGAUAUGGGAGAACAGUUCGGACCUGCUUGCCCACGACUACGUGCAGUGCUUCGAGGAGCAGAUGAGCCUCGUCUACGACCCUGCCAUCAACGACUACCGGAACCUUCCCGGCGUCGAGACACGCGUCCCCAACUUUGGCGUCGCAAGAGGGUUCCACGAGAAGAACCCUUUUCACCCAGAAUGGUGCCUUACAAGACUCAUAGAAGCACUGGAAAGAAUCGGAUACCGUGACGGAGACACCCUGCUGGGGGCUCCUUACGACAUCCGCCACGCUCCUCCAAUUCCUGGCCAGCCGUCUGAGGUCUACUCUCGCUACUUCGCGCGGUUCAGGAGGCUGGUUGAGGACGCGAGCAAGAGGAAACAACACAAGAAGGUCAUCAUCUUUGGGCACAGCUUCGGAGGGAAUGUCGCGCUCGAGUUCGUCAGGAACGCACCAAUGGCGUGGCGCCAAAAGUACAUCAAGCACCUCAUCCUCGCAGCGCCCACGCUCUCCGCAGGGUUCGUGGAUCCGGUGAAAAACCUUGCCUCCGGGCCGUACAACUUGCUCUACGUCCCAACAGCUACUGCCUUGUCUCUGAGGCCGAUGUGGAGGAGCUUUGAGACUAACAUCGCCAACUUCCCAUCGCCGGCGGUGUUCGGGGACACGCCGAUCGUGAUCACCAAGCAGAGGAAUUACUCCUCGCACGACAUGGAAGAUUUCCUUGCUGCGAUCGGGUUCAGCGACGGCAUCGAGCCUUUCAGAAGACGAACGCUUCCAAAGAUGCACUACUUCGAGGCACCCAUGGUGCCCAUGACAUGCAUCAAUGGAGUGGGCAACAGAACGCCACAGCAGCUGGUGUACUGGGAGAGUGACUUCGAUGAGCUCCCGGAAAUAGUGUACGGUGAUGGAGAUGGGGAUAUCAAUUUGGUUAGCAUGUUGGCGUUUGACAAGGAGAUGGGUCAGCAGCCACGACAGAAGGGGCAGUUUAAGUCCAUCAAGCUUGAUAAGGCUCAGCACGGUGCAAUUGUUUCGGAUGAAUGGGCGCUGAAGAGGGUCAUUCAAGAAAUCCUUGAAGCAAAUCGAAUUUCUUCAUAGACUCGCGUGAAUUUCUGUUUGAAUGUAUUCACUGGCUGGCCUGCAUACUUGUGAUUCUUUCAAUAAAAAAAAAACACGAGCGGGCAUAUGUUAUAUGGUUUUGAGUGUUCAGUAUACGGAAAUAAA
This is a messenger RNA of Phragmites australis (common reed), 1531 nucleotides long. RefSeq names its product lecithin-cholesterol acyltransferase-like 1. Gene Ontology annotation, biological process: lipid metabolic process. Bases 95 to 1405 code for a protein of 436 amino acids. The transcript has 2 exons. The record is from RefSeq and is a predicted model, not a curated record. Lineage: Eukaryota; Viridiplantae; Streptophyta; Magnoliopsida; Poales; Poaceae.